GGUCCAUAUUAUUCCACAAGCAAGCCGAGAUUCUAGCAGCUGGCUGGUGGUUGCAAAUAUCGUACUCCACUAUUAUAAUACACGACGGUACAUUUUCAUACAGGCAGAACUUAUAUGGUAUAUAGCUAGAAGUAGCUCUAGAUCUAUAAUUUCUAUAUUGAUUAUUUUUGAACCCUACGAAGAGUACAUACAUACAUACAUACAAACAAACAAACAUACAUAUUUCCCAGUACAAUGAACCCCCAACCCAGCACCCCUACUCACGCAAACCCCCGCCCCCAACCGCAACUCCCCCGUCCCGAAAGCAUGCUAGCACGUGACUUUCGCACCCACUGGAGCAGUUCCACCGACGACAACGAAUUAAGUCUAUUCAGCUACCGACGAUUCCGCUCUAGCCAUCUGAUCAACCUCCGGUUUCUGGAAGCAGAGAUAUCGAAGAUCGAUCGCGAGAUAUAUCAAGCGGGGUUGCAACUGGGGAUUGAUGCGGAGCGAAGAGAUAUUCUUGGGUUGAGAUCGGCGACGAGAGAUGCAAAUGUGCCGUCUAUCGAAGAGACGAUUACGCAGGAGAAGAUUUUGGAAUUGAGACGAUUACUGAAGGAAUACGAUGAAGCGAUAAUCAAUUUCAACCGGAUAUCAAGUCUGCAAACCAUCGCGCUUUCAGACUGCGGAUGGCUCUCCACCGUGCGAGACGAUAUCACCAUGGAAGAAAUGUACAUGACGCGGCUCAUACGGGUGGAUCUCGCACCUGCGGAUUCCGAUCCCAUCCGACGAACACUGCACCGAUGGCUGCGCCGAUUCUGGUACGCGAAACGCGUCAUGUCUUCGAAUCCCGAGAGGGCUAAAGGAGGAACUCAUCUGUCGCCUAGUUCUUCUCAGAGGUAUCAGAAUACUAUUACGAUUGCGGAUGUGAUGGCGCGGUUUUUGUUCGCUUGUGUGGCGGGUGCGUCGCUCGUUUUUCCUUUGGUUAUUUUGUCGUAUCAGGAGAGGCUGCAUACGAGGCUGUUGACUAUUUCGCUGUGUAUUAUCGUGUUUGCAAUUAUACUUUCUUUGACGGCGCCAGCGUCUAAUCAGACUAUUAUGGGUACAGCGGCUGCUUAUGCUGCUGUUCUGUCUGUUUACGUGUCUACUUCGUAGGUGUGUACAAGUGGGAGUGUUGACUUGGGAGUUUUGAUCUAGGAAUGUUCAUCCUGGAGUAAUUGGCAGUACGGAAAUGGCAAACACUGUUGAAUAUUGUUACUUGAGCCCUUUGAUGGUGUGUCA
Botrytis cinerea B05.10 is the source of this 1260-nucleotide messenger RNA. RefSeq lists its product as hypothetical. The record is from RefSeq and is a predicted model, not a curated record. The transcript has 2 exons. Bases 307 to 1134 code for a protein of 275 amino acids. NCBI's taxonomy places the organism in Eukaryota, Fungi, Ascomycota, Leotiomycetes, Helotiales, Sclerotiniaceae.